GCGGGGCGCUGGGAAGGCAGGACAGCGAGCGAGGGAGCGUCGAGCUGCGAUGCUUUGGGGCCGGCCGGGCUAGCAGGCAGCGCGUUUUGUGCGGGUCGGUCGUCGGUCACUCACUCACCAGCGAGGGCGCCGGCCGUCAUGGAGAACCAGCUGGCGCGCUGCAAGAUCGUGGUGGUGGGCGACAGCCAGUGCGGCAAGACGGCGCUGCUGCACGUUUUCGCCAAGGACGCCUACCCCGAGAAUUAUGUCCCCACUGUAUUUGAGAACUACACUGCCAGUUUUGAGAUUGAGAAGCAGCGCAUUGAACUUAACAUGUGGGACACUUCAGGCUCAACAUACUAUGACAAUGUCCGCCCCCUUGCCUAUCCAGAUUCAGAUGCUGUUCUCAUCUGUUUUGACAUUAGCCGUCCUGAAACUCUGGACAGUGUCCUUAAAAAGUGGCAGGGAGAGACACAAGAAUUCUGCCCUGGUGCCAAAGUGGUUUUGGUGGGCUGCAAACUGGACAUGCGCACAGACUUGAACACUUUACGGGAACUCUCCAAACAGCGCCUUAUCCCUGUUACACAUGAGCAGGGCAGCAUGCUGGCCCGGCAGUUGGGUGCUGUGGCGUAUGUAGAAUGCUCUUCCAAGGUGUCGGAGAACAGCGUGCGGGACGUUUUCCAUGUGACCACACUGGCCUCAGUCAAUCGAAUUCACAAGCACCUCAAGCGCAGCAACUCAAAGCGAGGGCUGAAGCAGGUCACGCAGAUGCCUGGACGGACAGACUUGUUGACUGACUCUGAGAUCCGCAAAGACCGGGCCAAGAGCUGCUCGGUGAUGUGAGAGUAGACACAACUGCAGAGGGGCUGAAGUAUAGCACUGCCUGUCCAUAUCGCUUUGUGUAGUAACUGGGGAUGUAAGGUCUCUGCACCGAGGGCCACAUUCCCCAGGAUGUAGGUCAGAGCAAACUAAGGCCUCUCUAGAAGCUGCUGAGUUGGGCAGGGAGGGAUCUGCCUGAACCUGCAAAUGCUCAGCAUUAUGUGAAAGCACCUAGAUGGCCCAGUGUUGCACAAGACACAAAAAUGCUCAGGUAGCAGACAUCCUCCAAAGAAAGGAACACAUCCCUGUGAGCAGCACUGGAGGCAACAAUACUUCAAACCCUCUUAAGAGUUAUUAUUUUGGAGCUAGUUUCAAAUGUGUAGGUGUCCAGGCAACCCAAGUGUCUGGCAUUUUUGCAGCUGUGGUGUGUGGCAGUCAGACCAUGCCUACAGCAUAUGUGCACGUGUAUGUUUGUGCUCAUGCUCGAGGACAGUCAUGGAAUAAAAGAGUUACAGAAGG
Molecule: messenger RNA, 1317 nt
Organism: Candoia aspera
Lineage: Eukaryota; Metazoa; Chordata; Lepidosauria; Squamata; Candoiidae
Gene: RND2
Product: Rho family GTPase 2
Exons: 5
Coding region: 139-822 (227 amino acids)
Biological process (GO): small GTPase-mediated signal transduction
Cellular component (GO): cytosol
Molecular function (GO): protein kinase binding; GTP binding; GTPase activity
Source: RefSeq, a predicted model, not a curated record